AUGGCUGAGCGCAUCUUGAUGAAUGAAUUCAAGACCUUGGCCCAGGAGCCCUGGGUCAAUAUCGAGCUGGACAACGAUGACAUCUUCAACUGGACUGUUGGCUUGAUCGUUGUCAACCCAGAUUCCCUCUACUACGGAGGCUACUUUAAAGCUGCCAUGAAGUUCCCCAAGAACUAUCCAUACUCUCCUCCCGAAUUCCGCUUCCUCCACCCUCUCUACCAUCCAAAUAUUUACCCCGACGGCAAGCUGUGCAUCUCCAUCCUCCAUUCCCCCGGCGAGGACGAAAUGUCCGGCGAACUCGCCUCAGAGCGCUGGUCCCCCGCCCAACGUGUCGAAUCCGUCCUGAUCUCCAUUCUCUCCCUCCUUGAUGACCCCGAAGUCUCGUCCCCUGCAAAUGUUGACGCUGGGGUUCUUCUCCGCAAAGAACCCGAAAAGUACAAGGCCAUCGUCCGCAACUGCGUGGAGGCUUCUAAAGCAGAUAUCCCAGAGCACUUUGUCAUGCCUACGCAUCAGACCUCAGUAUCCGCAGUGAAACAGCCUGAAUUGGAUGAUUCCGAUUUCUGGGUCGAAAGCGAUGUCGAUGACGAUGUCUUUGGCGGGAGUGAUUCAGAUGAGGCCCUGGAUUCGGAUGACCGUGAUACGGGCAGUGAGGAUGAGGACGACCACGAGCGGGUUUGAUCGAAGUUUUCGCUCACUCGCCUAGUAUUAAAUUUCGGGUUAAAGGAGCUUUCAGCGACGGCUUUUGGGAGGGCAUGAGGCGUUUCCGUGUUCAUCUUGUAAUUUGGCAUAGCGCUGGCGCAUCUCGGUGACAUACGCAUUUCCGGUACUUAGCAUCGCAUCUUUCCUUGAGAAUUUAGUCGUAUUUCGUUAUAGAUCUCCUGUUUUUUUUUCCCCCUCUUCACUGUGGUUCCGCAGCCCAGCCCAUAGUUUACGUCGCUCCCGAAUCAAGCUUUAAUCAGGAUUGUAUUGUAAAAUAAAAUUGAUCCCGUGUAUGGAGUACCAGAAAUAUGAACUACUACAAAUUGACCCAUGGUUGCAAAAAGUCGUCCCAAAGCAACAAAGAAAAAAAGAGAACCAACAAAAACAGCACACGUUAUGGAAAUAUAGGGU
Molecule: messenger RNA, 1110 nt
Organism: Aspergillus ochraceoroseus IBT 24754
Lineage: Eukaryota; Fungi; Ascomycota; Eurotiomycetes; Eurotiales; Aspergillaceae
Product: putative ubiquitin conjugating enzyme (UbcC)
Exons: 3
Coding region: 1-678 (225 amino acids)
Biological process (GO): protein polyubiquitination; proteasome-mediated ubiquitin-dependent protein catabolic process
Molecular function (GO): ubiquitin conjugating enzyme activity
Source: RefSeq, a predicted model, not a curated record